CCAGGAAGUUCAUUUCAGAGAAAACGAAACUCACACACGUCUCUCUCCUUCUCAGUGUGUGACUGCACAAAAAAAAUGGCAGAGUUUGGUAUUUCAGAUCAGGAUCAAUUCAUCUGUCCAGUGUGUCUGGAUGUCUUGAAGGUUCCUGUAACUACCCCUUGUGGUCACAGUUACUGUAAGGUGUGUAUUAAUGGAUUCUGGGAUCAGGAGGAUGUGAAGGGCGUCUACAGCUGCCCACAGUGUAGAGAGACUUUCACUCCAAGGCCUGUUCUACGCAGGAACAAUAUGCUGGCUGAAGUGGUGGAGAAACUGAAGAAGGCUGAACUCCAAGCUGCUUCUCCUGCUCAUUGUUACGCUGGACCUGGAGAUGUGGAGUGUGAUUCCUGCAGUGGGAGAAAAUACAAAGCCGUCAAGUCCUGUCUGGUGUGUCUGGCCUCCUAUUGUGAAGCUCAUCUUAAACCUCACUAUCAGUCUCCUGCCUUUAAGAAGCACGAGUUAGUUGAAGCCUGUGCAGAGCUCCAAGAGAAGAUCUGCUCUGAACACAACAAACUGAUCGAGAUCUUCUGUCAUACUGACCAAAGCUUCAUCUGUUACUUAUGUAUGAUGGAUGAACAUAAAGGUCAUGAUACAGUUUCAACUAAAGCAGAAAGAACUGAAAAACAGGAUGAGCUAAAGGAGGAGCAGAUGAAAUCCCAGCAGAGGAUCCAGAAGAAGAAGAAGAAGGUGCAGGAGCUAAAACAGGCUAUGGACACUAUCAAGAAGCGUUCACAGGCAGCAGUAGAUGACAGUGAGAUGAUUUUUACUGAGAUGAUCAGUUCCAUGGAGAAAAAGCGCUCGGAGAUGACGGAGCUGAUCAGAGCUCAGGAGAAAGCUGAACUGAGUCGAGCUGAACGACUCCUGAAGCAACUGGAGCAGGAGAUUGCUGAUCUUCAGAGGAGAGUCACUGAGCUGGAGCAGCUUUCACCCACACACGAUCACAUCCACUUCCUCCAGAGUUUCCCGUCUCUCUGUGUUUCUCCUGGAUGUGAAGACUCUUCUAGAUUCACUGUCAGUCAACAUCUCUCAUUUGCUGGAGUGAGGAAAUCUCUCUUAGAUCUGAAAAAACAAGUCGAGGAAAUUUGUGAGGAUGGAUUAAACAAAAUCCAUCCACAAGCUGCAGCAAUUCAGAUGAUUUUCCCUUCAGAACCAAAGAGCAGAGAAGAUUUUCUGCAGUAUUUCUGUUAUCUGACUCUGGAUCCAAACACAGUAAAUCCUUACCUCAUUCUCUCUGAGAAGAACAGAGCGGUGACAUUCAGUAAGACAGACCAGCGAUACUCUGAUCAUCCAGAGAGAUUUAACUACUGGGUUCAGGUGUUGUGUAAGGAGAGUGUGUGUAGACGCUGUUACUGGGAGGUGGAGUGGUGCAGUAAGAGCUGGGUGUACAUAUCAGUCUCAUAUAAAGAGAUCAGCAGGAAAGGAGAGGGUUAUGAGUGUGGGUUUGGAUUCAACAAUCAGUCCUGGAGUCUGGUGUGUUCUUCUUUCUCUGUCUCGUUCUGGCAUGACUACACUGAGACUGUGCUCCGAGGUCCAGCAUCCUCCAGAAUAGGAGUGUAUGUGGAUCACAGUGCAGGAACUCUGUCCUUCUACAGCGUCUCUGACACGAUGACGCUCCUCCACAGAGUCCACACCACAUUCACUCAGCCUCUAUACGCUGGGUUCUGGAUUGGUUCUGACUCAACUAUGAGGUUAUGUGAUCCAAAAUGAAAUGUUGGUAAAAGUGUUUAGUAAAAUUAUAACUGAGGUGUCAGAUUUAAUUUCAUCCUGAACUACAACAGUAAUUUUGUGUGCAGAAACUAUAACAGUAAUGAAUGCAGAAUGUAUAAUGUUUGCAGAAAAAAAUUUUUAUACACACACACACACACACACACACACACCAUCCAUUCAGCAAGAGGUGUUCAUUAUCAUGGUAAUGUUAGCUAACGAGGCUGUGUACUUAUUUAGUGAAUGAAUGAAAACACACUGAGUGAAUUAAUGUGUGCGUUCUCUGCUGAUAGUGACAGACUCAAGUUGGAGACAAAAUGGUUAAUUUAUUUUAGCACAACUCAUCAGUGUAAUGCAGUCUCCAGUGGAGGCUAACACUAGACAGCUAGCUGACACAAGCUAAUCUGACGGGAUAACUAUAUCAUUGGGAAAUUAGCUAAAGAUUAAAAUUUAAUUAAGUUAAAAUAAAAAUUAAAAAUGUAAUCUAAAAUAUUGAUUUAAAUAGAAAUGAUUAAUGAAUGUUACAGUUUGGGUGGCACGGUGGUGUAGUGAUUAGCGCUGUCGCCUCACAGCAAGAAGGUCCUGGGUUCGAGCCCCGGGGCCGGCGAGGGCCUUUCUGUGUGGAGUUUGCAUG
Neoarius graeffei (lesser salmon catfish) is the source of this 2374-nucleotide messenger RNA. RefSeq names its product tripartite motif-containing protein 16-like. The coding region runs from base 76 to 1743 and encodes 555 amino acids. The record is from RefSeq and is a predicted model, not a curated record. Gene Ontology annotation, molecular function: protein binding; zinc ion binding. The transcript has 6 exons. NCBI's taxonomy places the organism in Eukaryota, Metazoa, Chordata, Actinopteri, Siluriformes, Ariidae.